AUGCCCAACAACUAUCGAUUUGUAACGAGAAGGGCGGAGAAAGUGACCGGCUGUGCUGAGCGGAGAGAUAUUGUAAAGACCGCCCAAGAUGCGGGAAUUUCUCCAGCAGAUAUAAAUAAUUUAGUUGCACUUAAUGCAGGUCAGUCUGCUUAUCCAGAUUUGAAAUUGCCUAACUUUUGUGAGAGCAAAGAUGAUAUUCAUGAUUAUCUUGCGCGUUUUGAGAAGAUUGCAGAAAUACAGAAUUGGGAGGUAGAACGUUAUCACAUUUACCUUGGAGCACAAUUGACAGGAAAAGCCUUAAAAACUUAUAUUAAUUUGCCUAAUAAUGUUCUUUCUAACUACGAAUUGGUUAAGGAUGCCUUGCUUAAAAUUUAUUGCUUAGAUGCCGAGUCUUAUCGUAAGAAAUUCCGGGAAAGCAAAAUGAACGAGACAGAAUCGUAUGUUCAACUAGUUACUAGAAUGGAACAGUACGUAAGAAAUUGGAUAAGUCUUAGUGAAGUGAGGGAGGAUUUCAACGACCUUUGUGACUUCCUUGUUAGAGACCAAUUGCUGAGCAACUGCUCUUUAGAUUUGCGGAUAUUUUUAAAAGAGCGAUUAUUUGACAACACUCUUGAUAUGGCACAAGCUGCCGACAGAUUCAGAGCUGCACAUCGCAAUAUUAAACCGCGGAAGACCUUCUCUGCGAGAGAAGAAACGAGCGAAAGGCGCGACGCAAAGUCCGACGUGGUAUGUCACAAUUGCAAAGCUACGGGGCACAUUCGACCUAAUUGUCCUGAAUUAAAAAGAUCGCGGUUGGGGUCAUCUAAGGUUAACUUCGUUUUUGAAUCGGAUCUUACUCCGCAGAACAGUGUUACCGACGAUGCGAUUUUAUUUAACAAACCUGUUAAUGCUCUCUUUGAUUCUGGAUGUUCAACUAUUAUAGUAAAAGAUUCGCUGAUUCCCCCGUAUGUAAAACGACGAAAGACCAUUACACUAUACGAUUACCUAGGUGUCGGCAAGACUUUUCCCGAAAUACGGUGCUUCAUAAAGAGUCGCUUUUUGACUGGAUGGGUGAAUGCCGUUGCGGCACCCAUCAAAUUCACUGACAUACUAAUCGGAAUGGUACCCGGGGUCAAGAUGCCAGCAUUAGAUUUAACGGGCAAGACUAAUAAUGGCAAAACUUCAGCGAUUGAUAAACAUGAAAUUGCAAGUGCCGAUAACUUAGUCAUGGAAAUUCAGACUCGAAGAGGUAAAAUGGCUGACCUUGCUAAACCUCGUGCCUUAAAUGUACCAGAACUUAUAAUUAAAGAUAUCACAAAACAAGAGAUGAUGGAAGAACAAGACAAAUGCAUAACUCUAAAUGACAUAAGAUCAAAAGUAGAGAGAGGGAGUAUAGUAAAUGUCAAACAUAGAUCAGUAAAGUAUGAAAAAGUUAACGAUCUCCUCUAUAGAAUUUGUCUUCAAAGUAAAAAUGAAAAUGAGAUUGGUAUGAAGCAAUUAGUUGUCCCUCGCAAAGUCAAGAAAGUACCGUUAGUGUCCAUGCCCGUGAUAAAUGAACCGUUUUCUCGCGUUGCCAUAGAUCUCGUAGGCCCGUUAUCACCUUCAGAAAGAGGCCAUCGGUAUAUCUUAACUCUAAUAGACUGCGCUACUCGUUUUCCUGAAGCUGUUCCUCUACGCAGUAUCGAUACGGUAACUGUCGCUGAAAACCUAAUUGAUAUAUUUUCGCGUGUCGGUAUUCCUAAAGAAAUCUUGUCAGACCGCGGCACACAGUUCAAGUCCGACCUUAUGAACGAGAUAAAUAGACUUUUGUGUGUAAAGGCUCUCUAUACAAGCCCGUAUCACGCUUGUUGCAAUGGCACAGUAGAGCGGUUUCAUGCAGUUUUGAAAUCCAUGUUAAGGAAACUAUGUAUGGAACAACCAAAAGACUGGGACCGAUACAUUCCCUCGGUGCUAUUUGCCUACCGUGAGAUUCCUAAUGACACUUUAAAGUUUUCUCCUUUUGAAUUGUUGUAUGGCCGUAGGGUUCGAGGACCACUUACAAUUUUGUAUGAACUGUGGACCAACGAUAAUCUGGACAGUAAUGUAAAGAACACCUAUCAGUACGUGUUAGAUCUUCGAACUAAAUUAGAGGAAUCUGCUCAGUUAGCUUCAUCUCAUGCUAAGAUCAAUAGUAAUCUGUAUAAAGCCUACUUCGAUCGCGGCGCUAAAGCGCGCUCGCUCGCCGUUGGCGACGAAGUGCUCGUUUUGCUUCCUUCAACGCAUAACAAGCUCACUAUGCAGUGGAAAGGCCCAUACACCGUUAUUAAACGUCACGAUAACGGAGUAGAUUACUUAAUUAAAGUAAAGGGUAAAGCCAAACUUUACCAUAUCAACAUGAUGAAAAAGUUCAUUAAAAGGGAGGACAUUGAAACGCCUAAUGUUUGCCAGAUAUGUGUAGUAGAUGAUGAUAUUGCUAGUGAUGACACGUGCGAUGUCUCUGUAAUGAGCAAUACGGUAACUAACUUUAAUAUCGGUGCAGAUCUAAAACCUGAUCAAAUAAAAGAGCUAAGGAACCUACUUGAUAAAUACCCAGAUGUAUUUUCAGAUAACCCUGGACUAACUAGCUCGGUAACGCACGAUAUCAAAUUAACUACCACCGAACCCGUACACCGCAAGCCUUACGCGAUUCCUCACCAUUUGAUUAAACCAUUUGAGGCAGAAGUACAGAGAAUGAAAGAACUUGGAGUGAUCGAACCAUCCGAUUCGCCGUACUGUUCGCCCGUAGUUCUCGUGAAAAAGUCGAAUAACACCUGGAGGUUCUGUGUUGAUUUCAGAGCUCUGAAUAAUAUUAGUCAAUUCGAUGCUGAACCGAUGCCUUUUAUGGACGAAGCGCUGGGAAACUUCACAUCAGAUAAGUUCUUCACAGAACUCGAUUUAUGUAAAGGUUAUUGGCAAAUUCCCUUAAGUGAACGAUCUAAGCCAUAUACUGCUUUGCAACCAAUAUCUCCUAUUAAUGUCUUGCUGAGAAGAUAUAGUAGUAAUGUAACUGAUGCUUCUGACACGGGCUUGGGUGCAAUCCUUCUGCAGGAAAUGAAUGGAGAAUUAAUGCCUGUCGCCUAUGCCAGCCGCGCACUAUUAGACCGCGAGACGCGUUACGCAGUUAUAGAACGCGAAUGCCUCGCUAUAGCAUAUUCUUUUAUAAUUCAGUAUAUCAAAGGUGUUGAUAAUGUAGGAGCUGAUCUCCUUAGUCGAUGUCCGGUAAUUAUCGAUUAG
Molecule: messenger RNA, 3231 nt
Organism: Penaeus indicus
Lineage: Eukaryota; Metazoa; Arthropoda; Malacostraca; Decapoda; Penaeidae
Exons: 8
Coding region: 1-3231 (1076 amino acids)
Biological process (GO): DNA integration
Molecular function (GO): zinc ion binding; nucleic acid binding
Source: RefSeq, a predicted model, not a curated record